AUGUUGGAUGAGAGGCCCACGAAAACACUCCGGACGGAGUCUGGCGCAAAGAAAGUCAGCAGCAAAGAGUUUUUGAAGACAACUGUGUCGGAGGGUCCUUUCAGCGUACUUGACAGCGCAAUGCGAAACGGGACCCGUGUUUUUAUUCAAUCGCGCUUUAAUAAAUCCCUUGUCGCCACUGUUGUCGCAUUCGACAAGCAUUUCAACCUCGUUCUCCGCGAUGUGGUUGAGCUGGCAAUGGUCAAUAAAGAGCAGAAGGAGCGAUCCAUACGCAACAUGUUUCUGCGCGGGGGGUCGGUGGUGUUUAUUGUGAAACUGCCUCACAACGCGGCGUAG
Trypanosoma cruzi is the source of this 336-nucleotide messenger RNA. Its product is annotated as small nuclear ribonucleoprotein SmD2, putative. The record is from RefSeq and is a predicted model, not a curated record. The transcript has a single exon. Gene Ontology annotation, molecular function: RNA binding. Gene Ontology annotation, cellular component: U5 snRNP; U4/U6 x U5 tri-snRNP complex; catalytic step 2 spliceosome. Gene Ontology annotation, biological process: RNA splicing; spliceosomal snRNP assembly. Lineage: Eukaryota; Euglenozoa; Kinetoplastea; Trypanosomatida; Trypanosomatidae. Bases 1 to 336 code for a protein of 111 amino acids.